GGCGGUAAGGUGGCGUACUAUGAGAUGGGAGGAGAAUACAGCGUGGACAUCGAUGUGGAUAUAGACUGGCCUGUUGCAGAACAGAGAGUACUCAGGUAUGGGUAUUUCGGUAAGGAUAAGCCCGAGGUGGUGCGCCUGCUGCUGUGUAACUUGUGUGGAUGCCUGACGGACGGCCAGCUGCUGCUCUCGUCUCAGGGGCUGGAGAUGGUGUCCCUCAACACCAGGGACUGCAUGGGCAUACGCAUGCUGCAGAGGGAAAACGUGGAGGUGAUUGUCCUGUGUUCAGCUGAUAACUCCAUCCCUAAAGCCAUGGCGGAGCGCCUCUCGGUGCAGAUUGGCUGUGAGAUCCGGCACGGCGUGAAGGACAAGCACUCAGAGGUGGACGAGCUGAGGAAGAAGAGAGGCCUGGAGUGGAAGGAAGUCGCAUACAUGGGUAACGACGAGCCGGAUGUGCAGUGUCUGAACCUGGCUGGGCUGAGCGCAGUACCGGUGGACGGCCCCUUGGUGUCGCUAAACGCCGCCAAGUACGCGUGCCACAGCGCGGCCGGCAGAGGAGCCGUGCGGGAGUUUGCAGAACACAUCCUGCUGCUCAAGACUAAAGCCAAGGCACAGCAGGAACAGCACAGGAAGAGCUUAUAGACACACACACACACACACACACACACACACACACACACACACACACACACACACACACACACACACACACACACAAUUAUUAUAACAUCACACUCAAAACAUGCUGAGUUAAAUCCAUAGGAAAAUACACACACACACACGCUCAGACGUCUUCCAUGUGAACAGUUCCAAUCACACAUUCGACCGUUUGCAAGUUAUGUCAUUUACAGAAACACUCACUACAAAACACACACACUCUCACACACACACACACACACACACACACACACAUUGGAAAACAUAAAAUGCAACAUGACCCCAUCCGCAAUAAGAACUUUUAGAACUUUUAUCAUUUUUAGAAAUACCCACAAACAUACAGCUCACGUUUCAGUAGCACCCACAGGAGGCAAAACAACUCAACCAAAGUUUUUGGGUUUAAUGGGUUUUUGGGGGUUUUCUGUGAAGUAAAUUCUUUGACUACAAUAUAUGUGGAUGAGAAGUUUACUGUAUCUUUAUGUGUGAUGUACAAAAAUUAUGUGAACUUAAAGGUGCAUGUGUAAUAUUUUUAGUAGUUUAUUGCCAGAAUUCUUGCUGCCCAUUCACAAAUGUUACCUUUUUAUUGAAUACUUACCACCACCAUCACAUUCUAAGUGUUCAU
Molecule: messenger RNA, 1276 nt
Organism: Engraulis encrasicolus (European anchovy)
Lineage: Eukaryota; Metazoa; Chordata; Actinopteri; Clupeiformes; Engraulidae
Product: N-acylneuraminate cytidylyltransferase-like
Exons: 4
Molecular function (GO): N-acylneuraminate cytidylyltransferase activity
Source: RefSeq, a predicted model, not a curated record